AUGGCAUUUGUUUUGAUCGUCAACGUUUGCAACAGCAGACGGGCCUGUUUCCGCAAUCUCGUCAACGUAAGCCUCGGAGGUGUCAAAAUCUUGAUUGAAUUUGAGGCUUGGCUGGGAGAAAGGAGGUCGAUCAGAAUCAUGGGCCGGGCUAGACUUGGCUCGGUUGUAGAGCUGGGCGACGAGUCGAGAUUGUACCCGCCAGAAGGGAAGGCGCCGGCCUCUUGGGAAUCCGUUUUGAUUGGCCAUCGCCCCACAUAG
Pyricularia oryzae 70-15 is the source of this 258-nucleotide messenger RNA. RefSeq lists its product as uncharacterized. The record is from RefSeq and is a predicted model, not a curated record. Bases 1 to 258 code for a protein of 85 amino acids. NCBI's taxonomy places the organism in Eukaryota, Fungi, Ascomycota, Sordariomycetes, Magnaporthales, Pyriculariaceae. The transcript is spliced from 2 exons.